AAAAUACAUAAUAAUCAUUAACAAUUGAGUCAGCAAGAACUACUUUUUUUUUUUCCUCCCAUUAUAUUAUAUAUACUAUUAUAUUAGACAAACCAAGAUACAUUAUCAAAGUUGAGAGAUUAUUUUCUCACUAAAAGCAGCAGCGGUCUGAAACCUAACUUCUUCAUACCAUCAAAACUUCAGUACAUAAUAUAACCAUGAAUUUUGAUGAUGAUGGCCGCAUUAGGACAGGAACUGUAUGGACUGCAACAGCACACGCGGUGACAGCAGUGAUAGGAUCGGGUUUGCUAGCAGUGCCAUGGAGUGUUGCUCAGAUGGGUUGGAUUUAUGGUCCACUUUCUCUCUUUGGUUUUGCUGUUAUUACUUACAUCACUGCCCGUUUACUCUGCGACUGUUAUCGGACUCCUGACCCUGUCAAGGGCCAGAGGAACCACUCUUACAUGGAAGUUGUACGCGCUACCUUAGGAAAAACGGAGGUGUUCAUAUGUGCUUUUGCUCAGUAUUCCUUGCUUUGGGGAACAAUUGUUGGUUACACAAUCACAGCAGCAACAAGCAUGUUGUCUGUUAAAAGAACAAACUGCUACCACACAAAAGGACCAGAAGCAGAUUGUCAACCAUCAAGCAACUCUUUCCUGCUAAUUUUCGGGGCCAUACAUAUUGUACUCUCUCAACUUCCUAGCCUCGAGAAGGUGACUUUCCUCUCAGUAAUCGCGGCCACAAUGUCACUAUGUUACUCGUUUGUUGCACUAUAUUUAUGUAUAGCCAAAUUCGUGUCUCAUCCCGAGCUUAGAGGCAACCUAACUGGUGUUGAGAUAGGGACAAAUGGACUCACUUUGUCCUCUAAACUCUGGCAAUCUUUUCAAGCUCUUGGGAAUAUUGCCUUCUCUUACACCUAUGCUCAGUUGCUCAUUGAGAUUGAGGACACGUUAAAAUCGCCUCCAGCAGAGAAUAAAACGAUGAAGAGGGCAACUUUGUACAGCAUUGCAUUGACUACCGCCUUUUAUGUUUCCUUGGGUUGUACGGGAUACCUCGCCUUUGGUAAUGAGGCUCCAGGAAAUGUUCUCACUGCCUUCCAUGAACCCUUUUGGCUAGUUGACCUUGCCAAUAUUGGGGUGGUUAUACAUUUAACUGCAGCAUUUCAGGUAUUUGCACAACCAAUAUUUGCUUGCUACGAGAAGUGGCUAGCCAUGAGAUGGCCAGCAUCGCCGUUCAUCCACAACACAUACACAAUACAACUCCCAGGAUACAAAACAUUAAGCUUCAAAUUCACGCUAUGCCGGCUUCUCCUAAGACCCCUAGUCGUAGUCAUCACCGUGCUAACUGCCAUGAUGUUCCCGUUCUUUAAUGCAGUGUUGGGGCUGUUAGGGUCAAUUGCCUUUUUUCCUUUGACAGUUUACUUGCCAGUAAGAAUGCACAUGAAACAGGUUGAUCUAAAGAAAGGAGGGGUCAAGUGGUUUAUGCUUCAAGGGUUAUGUUUGAUUGCUUUGCUUGUUUCGCUCAUUUCUGCAGUGGGUUCUGUUGCUGAUAUUAUUGAUCGCCUUAAGCAUACCAAGAUCUUUAGUGCAAAUUUAUAGUUGGUUCAGAAUUCUUCAAUUGUUGCUAGAUUAAAGUGUAAAUUAAAUGUAUAUUUCGUCUCAAAAUGUAUUGAUAAAAAUCAUUAUAAAUGGGUGCAAAAAAUAUUGAUUAAACGCCCACCGUGGGGCUCGAACCCACGACCACAAGGUUAAGAGCCUUGCGCUCUACCAACU
Chenopodium quinoa (quinoa) is the source of this 1748-nucleotide messenger RNA. RefSeq names its product amino acid permease 2-like. Gene Ontology annotation, cellular component: plasma membrane. Lineage: Eukaryota; Viridiplantae; Streptophyta; Magnoliopsida; Caryophyllales; Amaranthaceae. Bases 198 to 1574 code for a protein of 458 amino acids. The record is from RefSeq and is a predicted model, not a curated record. The transcript has 6 exons.